AUGAUGAUGCCAGCCCGGCCCCAGCAGAACAGUGACAGUGAAUCCAAUGACAGUGAAUCCAAUUACAGUGAAUCCAAGGUGUGGUCCUUAAGGAAUGCUGAGGAUGUGUUGCGGGGCCUCAACAAGCAGCGGAAGCGAGGCCACUUCUGUGAUGUGGUGCUGGUGGCUGACAAGCAGCGGGUCCCUGCUCACCGGGCCCUGCUGGCCCUCUCCAGCCCAUACUUCAACGCCAUGUUCACAUUGGGCAUGAGGGAGCAACACCAGGAGGAGGUGGAGCUGGUUGGCAUGUCCUACGUCGGUCUGAAGACUGUAGUGGACUCACUUUACACCGGAAAGCUGCUGUUGGUUGAAGAAAACAUUGAACGUGUGCUGGAAGCUGCCCACUUUCUGCAGGUGGGUCCAGUGGUGGAUUUCUGCUGCAAGUACCUAGAGGAGGUUCUGAGUGAGGACAACUACCUGCACCUGCAGGGCCUGGCGCUGCUCUACAGCCUGAAGCCACUGGAGACGUGCAUCGACAGCUUCAUCCUCGCUCGCUUUGCCACGCUCUCUUUCACCCCCGACUUCUCUCACUCCAUUCCUUUGCACAAACUGGCAUCCUACCUCUCCAGCAGCCAGGUUCAACAUGACUGCGAGGAGGCCCUUCUCCAGGCCACCCUGCAGUGGCUCAGCCAGACUCCUGAGCGGACCGCCCACGCCGCUCAGCUCCUCUCCCACAUCCGCCUCCCUCUGGUGCCGGCGGAGGACCUGAUGGGCCGAGUGCUGCCGGCGGUCCGGGCCCUGCUGGGGGAGGAUGCCAGCUGCAAGGUCCAGCUGGAGGAAGCUGAGGCUUAUCACGCCAGGCCCAGCGCACAGCCGCUCCUGCAGACAGGACACAGCACGCCAAGGGGGGGUGUAGAGCGCCUACUGCUGAUUGGAGGAGAGGUGUCAGACCGGGGAGAGGAGCUAAGCGCCAAUGUUUGCUGGAUGGACGGUGAUGAGAAAAACUGGGUGGUGGAAACGGCGCUGCCGUCGGGGCGGAGCCACCACCUCCUGGCAGUGCUGGGGGGCUUCAUCUUCACUGCUGGCGGCAGCUCGUCCCGGGACAGCGGUGGAGGCGCGUCCUGUAACCUGCACAGAUACGACCCCCGCCACAACCAGUGGACCACGGGUGCUCCAAUGAAUGAGCGGCGAGCAGAUUUUUACCUGGGGGCGAUGGGAGAGUGCCUGAUCGCCGUGGGGGGGAGGAAUGACACCGGAAUGUUGUCCUCUGUGGAGGUUUACCAUCCCGCUGAGGACAGCUGGUCCUACGUGGCAGAACUACCCAGGUCUACUUUUGCCCAUGCUGGGACCGUCUACCAGGGUGUAGUCUGCAUCUCCGGCGGCCACGACUCUCAGAUCGGCCCGUACCGCCGAGACUUCCUGAGCUAUCCGUCCCGGUACGGGGAGGUGUGGGCCGAACAGCAGCCCAUGUCUGUGGCCCGGGGCUGGCAUUGCAUGGCCUCCCUUAACCACCUCAUCUACGCCAUCGGGGGCAGCGACGACAACGCAGACACCACUGAGCGCUUCGACAUCCUGGAAGUGGAAUCUUUCAGUCCUCGCAGCGGCCAGUGGACCCGGGUGUCACAGCUGCUGCUGCCCGGCAGCGAGGCGGGGGUGGCAGUCUGGAAAGGCAGGAUAUUCGUGCUCGGAGGCUACAGCUGGGAGGGUAUGGUGUUCUCUAGAGCCACUCAGGUGUACUACCCCUGGAUGGACUCAUGGCUUAGGGGACCUGACCUGCCGAAUCGCACCGCAGGGGCCUCAGCAUGUGUGUGCACGUUGAAGCCCUUACCGUCAUCCCCCUCCCCGGAGAAGAAGAACUAGGUGGGAAAAGGGUCAGAGGAAGAUUACACCCCAUGUGGCAACUGGGAUGAGGGACUUUUUCUUUGUCCAAAAAUACAGGGCCUAAGACAAAGCCUGAUGCAUACUUCUGAUACAAAUCCUUUUUUUUUAAAUAACUUAUAUAUUUUGUUUUGUCACUAUUCAUUUUCUCACAAUCUCAGGGGGACUGCAGCAUCAAAAAAGAGAAGAGAAGUGGUAAUAAUGCUUACCAUUUUUUUGGUAAAGAACACCUGACACUGAUUAGAAAACUGAAUUCACUCUGCUUUCAUCCUACAAAACCUAGAGAUGAGUAACAUACUUUAUGUCUGAGCAUUAAUACUUAGAUAUAUAUACUGUAUUUAAUGUCAGCGGACCAUGGCGGUAGGCCACAUCUCCAAACAAAUCAGGGAAGUCCCUCAUAAUCCUCAUUCCAGUUCCAAGGGUCGGUCUUUGGAGGAUUUUGGCCGCUUUAUGCCAACCGGGCAUAUACACAAAUGCAGCAGAGAGGCUCACAAUGACUAACUUAAUGUCGAGCUGUCAGUUCUGCCAAUGACAACACCCUUUGUACAUCCAGUGUCCUCUGUCCCAGGCCGUCUAUCUCUGUUACAGGCCCAGAGAAGAAUACCUCGCUGACGGGGAACUCAGGGUCCGCGCAGCGUGUCAGGGCCUUUACAAACCAAAGCACAUAUAGUUUUGUGCUCUGCCUACGUAACACAUAUACAGAGAGUGUAUGGAAGGAAAUGAUAAUAUUCACUGUACAUUGUAGCAAAAUUUCAUAAAUGUUUCAGAAUCUUUUGCUGGACUUUGCAUUUGUAAGCCUUAACCUGUCAAAUUGCCUUUCAUUAAAAAGUAAUCUGAUUAUGUAAACACAAACAUUA
Molecule: messenger RNA, 2714 nt
Organism: Etheostoma cragini (Arkansas darter)
Lineage: Eukaryota; Metazoa; Chordata; Actinopteri; Perciformes; Percidae
Gene: klhl36
Product: kelch-like family member 36
Exons: 8
Coding region: 1-1839 (612 amino acids)
Molecular function (GO): cullin family protein binding
Source: RefSeq, a predicted model, not a curated record